AUGAAGGUAUUGAAAGCUCGAAAGAAGAGGGCCAGCACGGAGCUGACUAUUGAGCCAGAGAAGGCAUCCUCAGACAUAGAUCGACUCCGUUUGUCAGCCUUUAUGAAUGAGCAGCUAGACUUCAAUGACAAAAAAAUUGGAAACUGCCCACCGCAGGAGAAGAGCCUAGACGAGGUUGAGAGUGUGAGGAAAAAGUUCCUGAGAGUGAACAAGGUCAUCAAGGGCCCAAAGGGCAUACGGAAAAGGCACUUAAAAGAACUGAGACGUCAGAACAUCCAGAGGACACAGAACGCCCAGCCGUCUGUGGAGAACAUGGCCAAGGAAAGAAGGCUCAGGAGACCAUCCCCAGGGGAGCUUCACGUGGCACACAGGCCCAGCAAAUUAGUGGGAAGCUCCUUCAAUACAGAGCCUUCGUUCGUAGAUGAGCACAAGGCAGCGGUCUCUUCUUUCAUGAAGCAAUACAUUCUGGACAGGCCUUCUGCCAUCCCCGCUCCCAAGGAGAGAAGCAUCAGGAGACCAUCCCCAGGGGAGCUUCACGUGGCGCACAGGCCCAGCAAAUUAGUGGGAAGCUCCGUCAAUACAGAGCCUUCGUUCGUAGAUGAGCACAAGGCAGCGGUCUCUUCUUUCAUGAAGCAAUACAUUCUGGACAGGCCUUCUGUCACCCCCGCUCCCAAGGAGAGAAGCCUCAGGAGACCAAUCCCAGGGGAGCUUCACGUGGCGCACAGGCCCAGCAAAUUAGUGGGAAGCUCCUUCAAUACAGAGCCUUCGUUCGUAGAUGAGCACAAGGCAGCGGUCUCUUCCUUCAUGAAGCAAUACUCUUUGGGCAGGCCUUCUGCCACCCCUGCUCCAAAAUCCCCACCUGACGUGAAAAAAAAAUCAAAAGACUUCAUGUACAGCGUUUUUGUUUUAGAAGAUGCAAAUGCUAGAGUUAGAAAUAUGAAGGCUUUCGGACCAGCCCCACACCCCAGAAAAACACACCGCUUUCAUAAAAGUCGCUCCCGUGUGGUCCACAGAACACCCAAGGCCAAACUGAAUCGAAAGUCCAGAAAGGAAAGUUCACUCAGUAAUAGACAGCUGCUUGCAAAGAGGCCUCCAUCCUCUGCAGUCAGGAGCCUCGUAAAUUCCCCUUCACGAGAGGAUUUUUCAUCUCCGGGAGAACUGAGUCCUCAGAAAAAUCCUUUUCCAGAAUUAUUUGCUCCUUCAGGAACUUACAGAGAAAACACUACUGCAGAGAACACUACUGCCCAAAAUGUUUCUGACGAAAAUAUUUCUACAGGAAACACUACUGUGCCAGAACAAACCCUCCCUGAAUUCACAAACCCUAAGAAUCUUUCCACUGCUAAUUCUACUGUUACUGCAGACAACUCUACGCCGACCGUUAAACAAACCAAUGAUACACAAUGGGAAUACCACAAUGCGGGCACUGGCUUGCCCCCAAAAGCCACAGGCUUCACUGUGUCAAAGCUCUCGUCCUCAGGUGAUCUGUUUGAAAUUCAGUUAAACCAGCAGCUACAGUCCCUCAUCCCCAACAAUGACGCGAGAAGCCUCAUUUCUCAUGUUAUCCGGACUUUGAAAAUGGACUGCUCUGAGACCCACGUGCAGCUGGCCUGUGCCAAGCUCAUCUCCAGAACAGGCCUCCUGAUGAAGCUUCUCAGCGAGCAGCGAGAAGUAAAGGUGUCCAAGGCAGAGUGGGAUACGGACCAAUGGGAAAAUGCGAAUUAUAUCAAUGAGAGCACAGAAGUCCAGAGUGAACAGAGAGGGCAGGAGUCAAGGGAGCUCACAAAAGAAGUUCCAGGCUAUGGCUAUACCAACAAACUCAUCUUGGCAAUAUCUGUGACUGGUAGUUUUGUGAUGGUUUUGAUCCUAGUUUUCUGACUCAUUGAGGUAAGGAGAACAAUUAAUUCCGAUUCCCAGACUAUAUUCCUUCUUUAUAAUAGAUUCAGAACCCACAAACUGAAAAUCAAAGCCACUUUCCCACCUAUCACGACUUGAUAUCCCUCUUCAGUCUGGAGGACUGAGAUAUGCUUUGUCCUUUUAUUGCAAAGUAUAUUCCAGGGAUUUUAAAAGGAACCCCACUGCCGGGAGACAUCUGUGGAUUGUAACCAAGAUAACAAGCCAUUAGCUUGUUCUGAGACAUUAGGUCUAAGAAGGCCACAGUUGACACGAUAGUAAAAUUUCUUCAACUCAAAAAAAGUAUGUCGAUUCGAUGCACUCACCAGUCAUCCUCCUACUACCACUGAUUUCUUUCCUCGUUGGCUAAAAUGAUGAGAGAGAAAUAGUCUUCACCUCCACGGAGCCAUCAGUCAUCUUGGAAGAAAGGGCAUGGCUUAGAGAUAAAAGCGUCAUCUUGUUGAUUAAUUAGAUGUACCUACAGCUCUCUCCUCCACUUUGCAAGGCAUUGUGUAAACAGGUUCAGUUAAAACCCUGCAGCUAAAAUCCUGCAUCAGGCUACUCAAAGCUUGUCAUAAUUACAGUUGCCUAUUCCUGGAGCUUGCCUGUUUACCUUUUAUUCAAUUAUGUAUGAAUUGAAUACAUAUUCAAUAUAUUUAUUCAAAUAUACAUCCUACUCUUGUCCUUGACUUUAAAACAGUGCUGCUGUUUAGGUUUCUGGUAGACACUUUUCUUUUCCUCCUCCCAAGAAUUUUUAUUAGGAAUUAUCUGUUGACUGUGAUCGGAGAGACAGUCAGUAAAAUGGAUUACGAGCUGCACACAAGUUAGGUGUUAUUGAAGAGUCAAAGGACUAUUAAACAAAUUCCUGUCCUAGGAAAAGUUAUCCUCUCACUGGGUAGAGAAGACCUAACAUGCAAAGGAAUGAAUAAAGAUUUGGAGGGAGUGGUUAUUGUGAUGGGUAACUGUGAUCAUGUUUUCCU
This is a messenger RNA of Felis catus (domestic cat), 2870 nucleotides long. RefSeq names its product leucine-rich repeat-containing protein 37A2-like. Lineage: Eukaryota; Metazoa; Chordata; Mammalia; Carnivora; Felidae. The record is from RefSeq and is a predicted model, not a curated record.